Messenger RNA from Pan troglodytes (chimpanzee), 2162 nucleotides. It is a transcript of the gene KXD1, whose product is annotated as KxDL motif containing 1. The record is from RefSeq and is a predicted model, not a curated record. NCBI's taxonomy places the organism in Eukaryota, Metazoa, Chordata, Mammalia, Primates, Hominidae. The transcript has 5 exons. Gene Ontology annotation, cellular component: BORC complex. Gene Ontology annotation, biological process: lysosome localization. Bases 887 to 1417 code for a protein of 176 amino acids.
GCCAGAUGUGCAGGUGCCGCCGCUACCGACGCCGGGGCCGAGUUUGGGGUGGGGCUGGGGACUCCAGGGCCGCGGGGAACCGGUCCGGGUCGGGCGCGGCCCCCGGGCUGCGGUGGGGUGGGGUGCGCCGCUGGCCACAUCUGGUCAUUCCUGCUGCGCACAGGCCUCAGUUUCCCCGUCUGCUCAAUGGAUACGCAGGCGGCGCUACGGGCUGGAUCUGGAUCCGGAUCAGGGGCAUAGGAAUUGGGGCCUCCUGUGUUCUGGGUGUGUCGUGUAACCUGGAGCUGGGCGUUGCCCGGUUUAUGCCUCAGUUUCCCUGUAUUGUAGGGGACGGGGCGUGAGGGGAUAUUUGAGCCCCUCCCCACUUGGGGUUUUUCAGAGCUUGGAUGGCUGAGUUAAAUUCUGUUAAAUAACCUGGAUAUAGAACCGUGGUGCUUCUCUGCCUCUCCCUGUGAGUUUCGGCAACGGAGCCCGCCCCUGUGAGCCUCAGUUUCACUCGGAGAUGAUUGUGUCUGCCUCGUAACGGUGAUUGAGGAUGAAAUGAAGUGCUCUACAAGUGUUUGCCCGUAAUAUAUUCUUAGAGGCCCCUGGGAUGCUCUCAAAAUGUUGAUUCCCGGGACUUCUUCACACUCCUCUUGGAGAAACAGCCUGUCCUGAGCUCCAGUCGUUAUCACCUUUGGUUUCAGUUGCCACAGACAGCACUGUGAGAUCUUCAUUCUACCUUAUUUUCAUUUUAUGGUUGAAAAAACUGAUUCAGAAGGGUGAAGUGGCUCUCCCAUGGUCAAACAGCCUACCUCUCUGCGUUUCUUCAAUAAAUCUACAUUUGGAGUUGGGAUCAGAGCUCUUGCUGGGUCAAUUUGACUGUGCAGCGGAGGAGGAGAAAGAGAUGGACCUCCCGGACUCGGCCUCGAGGGUCUUCUGCGGCCGCAUCCUGAGCAUGGUGAACACAGAUGAUGUCAACGCCAUCAUCCUGGCCCAGAAGAACAUGCUGGACCGCUUUGAGAAGACCAAUGAGAUGCUGCUCAACUUCAACAACCUGUCCAGUGCCCGCCUGCAGCAGAUGAGCGAACGCUUCCUGCACCACACGAGGACCCUGGUAGAGAUGAAACGGGACCUGGACAGCAUCUUCCGCCGUAUCAGGACGCUGAAAGGGAAACUGGCCAGGCAGCACCCAGAGGCCUUCAGCCAUAUCCCAGAGGCAUCCUUCCUGGAGGAAGAGGAUGAAGACCCCAUCCCACCCAGCACCACGACCACCAUUGCCACCUCAGAACAGAGCACGGGCUCAUGUGACACCAGCCCCGACACCGUGUCGCCCUCCCUGAGCCCCGGCUUCGAGGACCUGUCCCAUGUCCAGCCUGGCUCCCCAGCCAUCAACGGCCGCAGCCAGACAGAUGACGAGGAGACGACGGGCGAAUAGCCCUGCUGCCCGGUGCCUUGAGGGGGUCUCAGGGCAGCAGCAUACAAGGUGGCAGCGGGUAACCCUGCCUUGUUCUGUCAUCCAGGGCUCCUUUGCUGCCCCGUUCUGUCACCCAGGGCUCCUAGGGGGACAAGGCUCUCUCCCGAGGGGUGUGGAAUUCCUGGGGGGGUCUUUAAUUCUGGCUCCUUCCUUCCUCAGAACAUCUGUAUUCUGCAAGACCCCUCUGCCAUGCCAGGGCACGCCCAUUCCAGCUGGAGUCGUGGGGCUGGGCACAGGGGAAUUUUUCCAGAGCUGAGCCUGACGUCUGCUCUGAAGAAUGCUUAGAAGGUUCCCAGACACCAGAGCCAGAUGUCCCCCACCCCCGGUCAGGACCUCCUUGAAGUGCACAAGCAUGGUCUCCUCUGAGUUCACCCCAGCCCACCCCUGCACCCACUAAUUCUGCUUUUCCUGCCCCUUGCUCCGUAAAAGUAUCAAAUACUUUCUCCUUGGUAUCUCAAGGAGGUUUCUGAGAUAGGUAGAAGAGACGGAGGCUGGCCAUCCAUUCAGCCCUGAGCGUGCUGAGUUCUGUGUUUCUCUGAAUAGAGGUGUGGAACCUGAGGGGCCAGCAGGCCUCUCUGAAGGCCUCCAUGGAGCAAACGGCGCCACCUCGGGAAAGAGUUUAAUGGAAUAUUUUUGUACCCGAUGUUUACAGAUGCUGUUGGGAAGUUAUCAAUAAAAAGACACCAUUGCUAAAAAGGGAAAAGUA